This is a messenger RNA of Orbicella faveolata, 1780 nucleotides long. RefSeq names its product dehydrogenase/reductase SDR family member 9-like. Gene Ontology annotation, biological process: steroid metabolic process. The record is from RefSeq and is a predicted model, not a curated record. Gene Ontology annotation, cellular component: intracellular membrane-bounded organelle. Gene Ontology annotation, molecular function: oxidoreductase activity. NCBI's taxonomy places the organism in Eukaryota, Metazoa, Cnidaria, Anthozoa, Scleractinia, Merulinidae.
AAAUUUUAUGCUAAUCUACAGCUUUUGGUGAUGAGAGACACUUGAUACGGUUACUUACGAAUAAAUUAGAAACUUUAAAAUUCUUCGCAGCUGUUAAAAUCAUUCUUGCUCUCCGUGGUUUUUGGGUGAGUUCGUCUGGGAUCCAGACCAAUCAGGAACAAAUUGAUUCCACUGUCUUUGUUUUCCCCUGCUGCGUGAGGUCGAAACCAUGGCGUCUGUAGUCAUUCUGUGUUUCGCAGCAGCAACAUGCUACAUUUUAAGAUGGUUGUUUCUGUACUUUCGUGGAGGACAGGGAAAAAUAGAAGGCAUAAGAAACAGAUAUGUUCUCAUAACCGGAAGCGGAUCGGGCUUUGGUAAGCAGAUUGCCGUGGAAUUGGAUCAGCUGGGUGCUCGAGUGAUCGCGACUUGCAGAACAAAGGCUGGCGAGGAGUCUGUUAGAGCUGUUUGUAGUAACAGAGUCAAGACCUACUGUAUGGACGUUACAGACGCUGAUCAGGUUAGAGAGGUUUUUGAAAGUGUCAAGAAAGAGAUUCCAGCGGACGAAGGACUGUGGGGACUGGUAAACAAUGCCGGAAAACUAUCGGUGGGCAUGAUUGAGUUGCAACCGCUGGACAGUUUUAAAAGCAUCGCAGAUGUUAAUCUUUGGGGAGCGAUAUUUGUCACGCAAACCUUUCUCCCAUUGGUGAAAAAAGCGCGUGGACGCAUUGUCAAUAUCGGAAGCAUCUUGGGUCGAAUAGUUCUUCCCUAUUUGUCUGCCUACACCAUCUCCAAAUAUGGUUGUUCAGCCUUUUCUGAUGCCCUGAGGCGAGAAAUGUCCCCCUGGGGGGUACAUGUGAGUAUUAUUGAGGCUGGAGCUCACAAAACUAAACUGGUGAGUGGCGAUAUUUUAGCGGAACAGUGGCAGUCCUUGUGGAGUGGACUCAGCGAAGAAAUGAAGCAGGAAUACGGAGGCAACGAAGGACUUCAAAGAGGUGUGGAAAGCAUGAAGCGGUUCGACAUUGUAACCUCCCCGCGCAUGGACAGAGUGGUCAGUAGUGUCCUUCACGCUCUUACGUCACGUGAUCCGCAGACACACUACGUCAUUGGACACGAUGCUAAAGCUUUGGCAUGGUUGUCAAUGAUGCCCGCCUGUAUCACUGACUUUCUCUUUAGACUUUUGUCAGUUAUAUGGCCAGGCCCUGGGCCAAAGCAACCUCGUUCCUAAGGCUAUUCCGUUCUGCCCCUACCAAAUUAAAUUUCAAGGUUAAAAGCUCUGGCGACGAAGUUGGUGCCGAGGAGAAACGAGUUCGAGUUAACUCGAUGAUCAUGUAGUUAGGUGUUUUAAAAUUGAAUAUUCAAAGAAUUUAAAGAAUUAAAAAAAUGAUAAUCUUGCCGGACAUGUUUUCUUUUAUCUAAUACCAUUGGAACCUUCUCUAGUAACCAAUAAGAAUCAAAGUCAUAGCGAGGAUUCUGAGCGGAGAAACGCCAGAAUCAUUUAUGCAGCCCAUUAGUCUUACAACCUAUAUAUCCAGGCGUGCCACGCAGUUAAAGAAAAAAUCGCAAGACAAUUUAAAAAACAAUUAAAAGUAAUUGAGUUAAUUACUAAAAGGAUAUUGUUCAGUAAACAAAUUUCUUGUUUAUCUUUUGUCGUUUUUAUAAGGACUGCAGACGAGGAGGGAAAACUCUGUUAUAUUAAUUACAAGUAAUUAAAUUUCUUUUUCCUGUACAUAGGCAGAUACGCUUUUCUAACCUAAUCAUAAAAAUUACAAUUUCCGCGAUCGUGAUUGGCUUAAAAAACUCC